ACUUAAAAUGUGUGACAAAUCGUAAUUAUAAAAACAAAUCUUGCUGAGCAAAAUGUUUGAUAUUACUUAAAAUACGUAUUGGAAAAACUAAAAAGACUUAUAAAAAUAGUAUUCUAAAAUUCUUUACUGUAUAAAUAACUAAAAAUUCAUGUUUAUUUAAACUUAAAAGUUGCACCAAUUUUACUCACCAAAAAAUGAGAUUUUUACAAAUAAUACUGAGUUUAUCUUUAUGUUUGACCGCAAUAACGGGAGAUUAUAUUGUUUUUGAAUCAAAAUACUCAAGUUCACAAGUUUUUCGUGCGUUUGCUGAUAGUUCAGUGCAUGCUAGCAUAGGUCUGUUGUCAGCUACAUUAUUUUUCACCCAUGAAAUAUCAAUAAGCAGAUAUGCUAGUGUGUGUAACAUUAUAUUUUGUACAAUACUGUCAUCAUUCAUCGAUAUAGAUCACGUUAUGGAGGCAAAAUCUAUUUAUCUAAAGGACAUGCACAAUUUGAAACGGGGAAUCUUCCACUGUACAACAUUUUGGCUCAUCGUAUCUUUGUUAUUCAUCUUAUACAGUUAUGUAGUUAAAAAACUAAAUAUUUACAUACUUACUUUUAUGAUUAUAAUUGCAUAUACUAGUCACCAUAUUAGAGAUGGGAACAGGCGAGGCCUAUGGCUGUAUCCUUUUGGGCAUACGCCUCCAAUAAGCAAGUUUAUAUACGUAGCUCUAAUAGGCAUUUUACCUAAUAUUUAUGCGAAGAUAUUCACUUACAUGGAAAAUGGUUUUUACAGGCAUAAUGUCGUUAAUGCUGGCUAUAAAAUGGUGGUUUAACAUUAAAAUAUUGUAAUAGAUUUCUACAAGAUCUUAGUGACACUGUACCAAAUACUGAGGGGGAUGAUUUAGACUAUGAUUCUGAGUUGAUAUCAAGUGGAAUUUUCCGUUGUAAAAUUCAUGUAUUUUUUUGCUAUUUUUAAAUUACUUUCAAUUCUAUACUUUUGCGAUGGAAAAUUCCACUUGAUAUUAGCUCAGAAUAAUGAGCUGAAUCAUCCCCCUCAGUAUUUGUUACGGUGUCACUAACAUUACAGCCUAUCUACUUGUACCUAUGUACUUGUACAGGGUGUAAGUGACAUCAUAACAAAUACUGAGGGGGAUGAUUCAGCUCAUUAUUCUGAGCUAAUAUCAAGUGGAAUUUUCCAUCGCAAAAGUAUAGAAUUGAAAAUAAUUCAAAAACUAAAAAAAAUACAUGGAUUUUGCGACGGAAAAUUCCACUUGAUAUCAACUCAGAAUCAUGGCCUGAAUCAAGUUUUCCUUACGAUGUCACUAACACCUUGUAUGUAGUAUUAAUUUUUAUUCUAUGCUGGGAGUAUAAACCAUAGAAAGGCUGCUUAUCUUCCCAGGCAUGUCGUAAAAACCGACAGAAGUUGAAGACUUGUUUUGGGCGAUAGGCUGACCCCUUGUCACCAUAAGGUUCAUCAUAUCCAUCUUAGGACUUCGUAUCAACAGUGGCUGCAAGUUGUCUUUGAUUACUUGUGGCUCUGCCCACCCUAUUAAGGAUUACGGGUGUGUGUCUUGUCUGUUUCAAUGCCUACUGCGAUUUUGUGUCUUUUUAAUUUUAUAUACGUAUUUUUUAAUUUUUAAAUCGUUAAUUAUUUUUGUUAAAAAAAGGAAAGUAAAUAAAACUCUUUUUCAUGUAUAAA
Molecule: messenger RNA, 1678 nt
Organism: Pectinophora gossypiella (pink bollworm)
Lineage: Eukaryota; Metazoa; Arthropoda; Insecta; Lepidoptera; Gelechiidae
Product: transmembrane protein 267
Exons: 2
Coding region: 195-812 (205 amino acids)
Source: RefSeq, a predicted model, not a curated record